AGUGUCACCUCCAUCAGUCCCUCCAGGGCCAGAGCCACCACCACCAUCAGCUCCAGCCCCAGUGCCAGCUCCUGAGCUGGAGCCAGCUGGACCAUUGGCUCCAGGGAGAAUCCUCCCUCCACCUGGAGAGAUAACAGCAGAGCCAGAUCCAGUCCCAGAGCCCACCUGCCCCUGGGAUGUGACCACCAAGAACCUGCUGAGGGAGGAGAAGCCUGACUUCUUGGAGUUCCCUCCCCGGCUGGUGGCAGAGCAGUUGACACUGAUGGAUGUGGAGCUCUUCAAGACAGUGAGGCCCCACGAAUUCCUGGACUCCAUCUGGUCCCAGUGUGACAACUGGGGCAAUGAGCACCUGGCACCGACCAUCCAUGCCACCAUGACCCACUUUAACAGAGUGGUCGAAUGUAUCGUCACCACCUGCAUUGGGGACCCGAGCAUGACGGCCCAGGUCAGGGCCAGGGUGGUGGAGCUCUGGAUCCAGGUGGCCAAGGUAAGAUGUGGGAGGCCCUGGGAGCCCCUCUCUGGAGUCGGGGGAACUGCCCCUUCUCCUUUCUCAGCUCUCAUGUUUGAAGUCCGUGGUCUGAGCCUUUGCACAAUCCUUAGGCCCCUCCUGCCAGGCCUCGAUGACCUGACUCCUGGUCCCAGUGGUGGGAAGCUCACCCCUUCCUGGGCUCCUUUCUUGGCUUGAGCUGAA
Messenger RNA from Diceros bicornis minor, 691 nucleotides. Its product is annotated as ral-GDS-related protein-like. Lineage: Eukaryota; Metazoa; Chordata; Mammalia; Perissodactyla; Rhinocerotidae. Gene Ontology annotation, biological process: positive regulation of GTPase activity; Ras protein signal transduction. Gene Ontology annotation, molecular function: guanyl-nucleotide exchange factor activity. Gene Ontology annotation, cellular component: plasma membrane. The transcript is spliced from 2 exons. The record is from RefSeq and is a predicted model, not a curated record. Bases 263 to 685 code for a protein of 140 amino acids.